Molecule: messenger RNA, 2187 nt
Organism: Acanthopagrus latus (yellowfin seabream)
Lineage: Eukaryota; Metazoa; Chordata; Actinopteri; Spariformes; Sparidae
Gene: bin2b
Product: bridging integrator 2b
Exons: 12
Coding region: 39-1706 (555 amino acids)
Biological process (GO): podosome assembly; plasma membrane tubulation; phagocytosis, engulfment
Cellular component (GO): cytoplasm; plasma membrane; podosome
Molecular function (GO): phospholipid binding; protein binding
Source: RefSeq, a predicted model, not a curated record
UUUAUACUGUGGAGACAACCGAGAGAAGCAAACCGACGAUGGCCGAGAGCAAGAUGGGCCCGAACAUCCAGGCCGGAGCCGGAUUCCUCGCCAAGCGGGUGCAGAAGUCUUUGAACCGGGCUCAGGAGAAGGUCCUUCAAAAACUGGGCAAAACAAUGGAGACCAAGGAUGAACAGUUUGAGCAGUGUUCCCAGAGCCUCAACAAACAACAGAUCGAUGGAAACAGGUUGUUUAAAGACGUCAAAGCCUACCAUACAGCGGUAAAAGCCGUGCAUGAGACGUCCAAGAGGCUGUCCCAGACACUGCGAGACAUCUACGAGUCAGACUGGAAUGGAGUGCAGGACCUCUCUGUCAUUACAGAAAGUGAAGACUUGUUGUGGAAUGACUACGAAGAGAAACUGAAUGACCAGAUUGUUCGCACCAUGGAGAACUACACAAGCCAGUUCCCUGAGGUCAAGGAACGUGUAGCUAAACGCGGUCGUAAGCUGGUGGACUACGAUUCAGCACGACACCACCUGGAAGCACUACAGAGUGCCAAGAAAAAGGAUGAAGCCAAAAUAACAAAGGCAGAGGAGGAGUUCAACAAAGCCCAGAAUGUCUUUGAAGAAAUAAAUAACGAGCUUAGGGAGGAACUGCCUGUUCUCUAUCAGAGCCGGAUAGGUUGCUAUGUGACGGUGUUCCAAAACAUAUCAAACCUGAGAGAUGUCUUCUAUAAGGAAAUGAGUGUGCUUAACCGUGAGCUGUACAAUGUGAUGAAGAAACUGGAGACUCAACACUCAGGAAAAGCUUUCAUCAUUAAGGGUCUGAACAGCAUGACAAGCAAGUCGAAGAAGAGAAAGUCCCUGGUCAUUUCCAAUCCCAUCCCUUGCAAUACAGCAUUCCCAGCUGACCACGUCUCCAUCCAUUCGUCCACUGAUGAUGCAAAAGAAGCUGUACCCUCUUCCCCUAUCCAAAGAACUCAAAGCAUUUCUGAAGAAACUAGCCAACCUGAAGAGAGCGGUAGCUCAUCCAAAGAUGUCAACUCGUCAGACUCCGAUCUCAGCUCCAGCGGCACCAACACACCAAAGAGGCAGUCAGUGUGUGACGAGCGCAGCAACAGCACGGGGAGUCAAAGUCCAGAGGAGGCAGAGGCUGCAGCAGAGGCAGAAGAAGCAGAACUUGCUACAAACCAUUCGGAUGACUCCGGGGUGGGCGUACCAAAGUCAGAGGCUGCAAGUCAGGAAGUGUCCAAUCCGUCUGAUUCUGCAGAUAGCGACGUUCCACAGAGUCCAGAGCAGGAGAGUGUGAGUGAUCCACCUUCAGAGGCGGCCAAGCCCAAAGCUCCACCGGUACCUGCCCCACGCGUCUCCUUCCGCUCCACAGAUAAACGACCCCUCUUGAAUGCAAAAGAGCAGGAGGAGGAAAAGGAGGAGGAGAGGGAGGAAGCUUCAGCCAACCAGGAGACAGUUGACUCGGAGGAUGACUCCUGUUCCGACAAUCCACCUGGCUUCCUGUAUAAGGGGGUGGCGUUAGAGAACCAUGCAGCAUCUGAAGAUGGACAGCUGCAGUUUGAUGAGGGAGACAUCAUCCUGGUGCUCGAGGACUCUCAACAGCAGGAAGGCCUGCUGAGGGGGAUCAGGGAGGAGAGCUGGAACCAGCACCGGGAUCUAGAAAAUCACUCUGGGACCUUCUCGGAAAAACUCAUCCAGCCCAUUGAGGCGGAGUGAGGGAAUAGUCACCCCUCAGUCUGUAAUACUCUCUUCUUCCAUUGAGCAGUGGCUGACUCACACUCUCUCUCUCUCUCUCUCUCUCUCUCUCUCUCUCUCUCUCUCUCUCUCUCUCUCUCUCUCUCUCUCUCUCUCUCUCUCUCUCUUUCUCUUUCUCCCUUUCUUUCUCUCCCCCUCUCUCUCUCACACACACACAGGAAGUGAGCCCAUAUGUUUUGGGUGCAGAAGCUGUCCAAACAGAUGACGUGACAAACAGACAGACGUGUAGUUACUUGCAUGCUCCGAUGUUGCAACUUUUGGAACAAAAGUGAACAUUGAAAACAUUUUGUGAGAGAUGUUCAGAUUGAUAAACGUUACAGUAUUUUGCCCUUUUUUUAUCUUUUAAAAUCAUUUAUAUGAAACACUGUGAAACCAAAACUCUUUUUAUAUUGAUGCUAUGCUCUUGUGUAAAAUUUCCUAAUAAAGUUGAAAAUAAAAAACA